Messenger RNA from Mytilus trossulus (common blue mussel), 1297 nucleotides. RefSeq lists its product as uncharacterized. Lineage: Eukaryota; Metazoa; Mollusca; Bivalvia; Mytilida; Mytilidae. The record is from RefSeq and is a predicted model, not a curated record. Bases 110 to 1297 code for a protein of 395 amino acids. The transcript is spliced from 6 exons.
GAGUUGUAUUCGUCGUGUUUUCCUCGAAAAUGGACAAGGUUAAAUUACCUUCUAUAGUAACCUGUAGGCUUUACUUCCUUAUCACAGCAUAUAUAAAUACCGGGAACGCAUGUCAUAUUCGACAGGACAUCCGAAGACAAUCAAGAUGGAUCAUUUUAAACUAGCCAUCCUCGUCAUAACCGUUUUCAUUGGAUUAACCCAUGGUCCUGUUCAUGUAAAUUGUCAAUUUCCACCAGGAUUUGGAGGAUUCCCAGGAUUUCCAGGUCCAUUUGAUGAUGGUGAUGAUGGUGGUGGUGAAGAAAUCUUAGUUGUCCAAGACGAUGGUGGAUUUGGCGGUGGGGGUGGAUUUGGCGGUGGCGGUGGAGGUGGCGGUGGCGGUGGCGGUGGCUUUGGUGGUCUUGGUGCUGGGCUAGGUGCACUUUUAGCAUUACCCCUACUUUUAGCGGCCUUGAGACCAGCAGCAGCAGCUCCAGCAGCAGCAGCUGCUGUUCAAGUUCCUAUUAUUGUUGUUCCGGUUGUUGUGACCACUACGAUGGCUCCUGUAACCACUACUGCUACAGUAACCACUACUGCUACAGUAAUAACUACUGCUGGAGUAACCACUACUGCAACAGUAACCACUACUUCUACAGUAACCACUACUUCUACAGUAACCACUACUUCUACAGUAACCACUACUGCUACAGUAACCACUACUGCUACAGUAACCCCUACUGCUACAGUAACCUCUACUGCUACAGUAACCACUACUGCUACAGUAACCACUACUGCUACAGUUACCACUACUGCUACAGUAACCACUACUGCUACAGUAACCACUACUGCUACAGUAACCACUACUGCUACAGUUACCACUACUGCUACAGUAACCACUACUGCUACAGUAACCACUACUGCUGGAGUAACCACUACUGCUUCAGUAACCACUACUGCUACAGUAACCACUACUGCUAGAGUUACCACUACUGCUACAGUAACCACUACAGCUGGAGUAACCACUACUGCUACAGUUACCACUAUUGCUUUAGUAACCACUACUGCUGGAGUAACCACUACUGCUACAGUAACCACUUCUGCUACAGUAACCAAAACUGCUACAGUAACCACAACUGCUACAGUAACAACUACUGCUACAGUAACCACUACUGCUACAGUAACCACUACUAAUACAGUAACAACUACUGCUACAGUAACCACUACUGCUACAGUAACCACUACUGCUACAGUAACCACUACUGCUACAGUAACCACUACUGCUACAGUAACCACUACUGCUGGAAAUACCACUACUGCUUGA